Colossoma macropomum (tambaqui) is the source of this 2076-nucleotide messenger RNA. Its product is annotated as GRAM domain-containing protein 2B-like. The transcript has 15 exons. The record is from RefSeq and is a predicted model, not a curated record. Bases 378 to 1742 code for a protein of 454 amino acids. Lineage: Eukaryota; Metazoa; Chordata; Actinopteri; Characiformes; Serrasalmidae.
GAAAGCUCAGCCGCUGGCAGUUAAGACUGUGAGGAUCCUACAACGCUGCUCAUUUGGAUGGACUGAAUCUAAGGGCUCUAUUUACACUAUAAGUACCCUUAUUGGAACGCAGCCCUUUCCAGACCGUCAAAACGGGCCUUUAUCCAGCGAGACGGUGCUCGAAAUUCAGGAAUUUCCCCAUUGCGAAAGAAGAGGGCGACAUUUCCCCGAUUUUCUCAUUUUCUUUUCUAUUCUGUUACAUUUCCCGGAUAGGACCUCCUUCCCAAAUUUAACCCCUUGGAGGACUUCGCCGGAGGAGUUCGCCUAAACUUCUCGGAGGAGACUGGGCUCCGCUCUGCUCUGCGGGGGAGGCGAUUGCUUUUGCAGUCCCUUGCAAAAUGGUGCUGAUGAUCGACCAGACAGAAAGAGCCCAGAGUCCGUUCUCUUCUCCAGAAGUAGCCAAAUCCUUUAGGACUGACAGAAAAGAUGUACGAACCCAGAAUAAGUUUGCUGUUGUGGAACUGCCUCACAUCCAUAGUCCUGAGGCGGAGAAUGGAGAAGAGAGGCAGAGAAGAGCUGGGAAGUCAGGGUUUGAUUCCCAGUUGUCCGUGGACACUGAGUCUGACCUCUCAGAGAGCAGGAAAAAACCGUCCCUCAUGAGGUUUAAACCAGUUGACCAGGCUUCACUCUCACAAAGCCCAACAGACUCUGAGUCAAAGUUGGAGAGGAAGUCAGCGAGGUACAGCCAGUUUUCCAAAGCAAAUGCCCAGUAUCAUAAGCUCUUCAAAGAAAUAAGCAAAGAUGAGAUACUCAAACAAAGUUAUACCUGUGCCUUACAGAAAGACAUGCUUUAUCAGGGCAGGCUCUUUGUCUCUGAUAACUGGAUUUGUUUCCAUUCCAAAGUGUUUGGCAGAGAUACUAAGAUUGUUAUCCCGGUUCUCUCUGUCACUCUUAUAAAGAAGACAAAAACUGCCCUUUUGGUGCCAAAUGCACUUGUUAUCACUACAACAAAUGAGAGGCAUGUGUUUGUAUCGUUCCUUUCUCGGGACACCACAUACAAGUUCCUAAUAUCAGUCUGCAGUCAUUUAGAUAGGGAAAAUGCAGGAAGCACCCCAAUCACAUCAUCAGCAGAGAACAGCUUCAGAGGGGACUGUCCGUCAUCACUUCCAUUGGACUUUUCAGCUGAUUUCUCUGAUCUUGACGGAGUAGUGCGUCAGAGGAGACAGGACAUGCUGGAGAGCAGCAGCUCAGGCUCACAAACUCCUGACUUUGAGAAGAUGACCGAGUAUUCUCCUCUCUCUGAGAACUUCCUGGAUGUAAUGAAGACUGGAGAGAUGGCAGUCCAUGCAGACAUUCACCUGCAGGCCUCCAGUACAAAGCAUCUGAAUGGUCCAGGUAAGGCUGUGUCAGGUGUUGCUCAGCAAGAGAAGGUACUGCAGCCACUGUCUCUCAACACUCUCCUACUCAUCUACCUGUUCUUGGUGGGGAUUCUUGUCUUGUCCUCAUGUUACAUGGCUUUCAAGAUCCUGGCUCUUGAGCAAAAGCUGAAUUCACUGGGUUCGGUGGGAGAAUAUUCACACAAUGAGUUCAGAGUGACUGGACACAUGCAGUCAGUCAGACAAUGCACGGAAAAAGCACAGAAUGCUAUUCAUCAUCGACCCCAAGCAGAGAUCAAUGCAGAGAUCUAUGGAGAGCUGUCCACAAACCUGUUCAAGCUAGAAAAGAUUCAAAGGAACCUGCGGAAGCUGCUUGAGGAGAGCUGACUGGUCGAGUGGAAGCUGCGUCUUCGUUAAAACGCUUCAAAGUCUCAUUUUUGAAGAAGAGGAUUAAUAACUGUGCAAUAGUAUCACACUUUCUCUACUCAGGACUACCGAGCUGUUUUUACCUGAAUCAAGGGAUUUUCUCCAAAGUAGUUAGAGAAAGGGAAAAAAGUAAGCUUUAAUCCUAGUACUGUAGAAAAAAUGAGAAGAUGGUUGUAAAUGGGUCCCAAGGACUCGGGUUUUUGUAACAUUUCAGAGGUCAGAUUACUAAAUUCUGCUCCCUAUGGUCAUUUGUUACAAUUUAGAAUUGCCAAUAAAAUAUUUAUAGUGUGAUUCA